Caretta caretta (loggerhead turtle) is the source of this 2320-nucleotide messenger RNA. RefSeq names its product cryptochrome-1-like. The record is from RefSeq and is a predicted model, not a curated record. Gene Ontology annotation, molecular function: DNA binding; FAD binding. Gene Ontology annotation, cellular component: nucleus; cytoplasm. NCBI's taxonomy places the organism in Eukaryota, Metazoa, Chordata, Testudines, Cheloniidae. Gene Ontology annotation, biological process: entrainment of circadian clock by photoperiod; negative regulation of DNA-templated transcription; circadian regulation of gene expression.
GCAGGAAGCGAGGCCGGCUCUGCUGGAGACGCCGGGGCCGUGGAGCGAGGCAGAUCUCCAGUAAAUGCCCAACAUGCCUCACCGGACCAUUCAUCUCUUCCGGAAGGGACUUCGGCUCCAUGACAACCCAACUCUGCUGGCCGCACUGGAGUCCUCGGAGGUUGUGUAUCCAGUCUACAUUCUGGAUAGAAAGUUCCUGAUGUCUGCAAUGAAUAUGGGAACUCUGCGCUGGCAUUUCCUGCUGCAGUCUCUCGAGGAUCUGCAGAGGAACCUAACUAAACUGGGCUCUUGCUUACUGGUUAUUCAAGGAGAGUAUGAGUCGGUUCUUCAAGACCAUGUUAAAAUGUGGAACAUUACCCAGGUGACUCUAGAUGCUGAGAUUGAACCAUUUUACAAAGAGAUGGAGAGGACCAUACAAGUUCUGGGGGGAGAGAUGGGAUUUGAUGUGCUUUCUUUGAUGGGCCACACUCUGUAUGACAUCAGACGGAUUUUGGACAUGAAUGGUGGGACUCCCCCCUUGACAUACAAAAGAUUUCUUCAUAUUCUCUCUGUACUCGGGGACCCUGACAUGCCUGUACGAAACCUUACAGCUGAGGAUUUCCAGAGAUGUAAGCCUCCUCCUGAGCUGUGCCUGGCUGAAGAUUACAGGGUGCCCCUCCCCGAGGAUUUGGAAAUCCCCCCGGAGAGUCAGUCCCCCUGGAGAGGGGGAGAAACUGAAGGGCUACAGCGACUAGAACAACACUUGAAAAAUCAGGGCUGGAUAGCAAAUUUUACUAAACCAAGAACAAUUCCAAAUUCUCUGCUUCCAAGUACUACUGGACUGAGUCCCUAUUUCAGCUUGGGCUGUUUGUCAGUUCGGAGGUUUUUUUAUAGAUUAUCAAACAUUUAUGCUCAGUCAAAGAACCACUCUCUGCCACCUGUAUCACUUCAAGGACAGCUUCUAUGGCGAGAAUUCUUCUAUACUGUGGCAUCAGCAACACCAAACUUUACCAGAAUGGCGGGGAACCCCAUCUGCCUUCAGAUCAACUGGUACCAGGAUGCAGAGAGACUCUACAAGUGGAGAACGGCUCAGACAGGGUUUCCAUGGAUUGAUGCUAUCAUGACUCAGCUUCAUCAGGAAGGUUGGAUUCACCACCUUGCUCGACAUGCUGUUGCCUGCUUCCUGACUCGAGGAGACCUCUGGAUCAGCUGGGAAGAGGGCAUGAAGGUGUUUGAAGAGAUGCUGUUAGAUGCAGACUACAGCAUCAAUGCAGGAAACUGGAUGUGGCUGUCAGCCAGCGCUUUCUUCCAUCAGUACACACGCAUUUUCUGCCCGGUCCGCUUUGGCAAACGCACAGAUCCAGAAGGGCAAUAUAUCCGAAAAUACCUCCCCGUGCUAAUGAAUUUUCCUUCCAAGUACAUCUAUGAGCCUUGGACAGCACCCGAAGAGGCACAGAAGCAGGCAGGAUGUAUUAUAGGUCAAGAUUACCCACUCCCUAUGGUAAACCACAAGGAAGCCAGUGACCGUAAUCUGCAGCUCAUGAAACAGGUCAGAGAAGAACAGUAUGGAACAGCACAGCUCACAAGAGAUGACAUGGAUGAUCCAAUGGAAAUGGGGCUAAAGCAUGAACUCUCUGAAGAAAAUCCAAAGAAAGGAAAACGUGCCCGGAAUAGAGAACAGACAUAGAUUCUGUAAGGACUUACCAAGAUCUGCAGAAUGGCAAAGAGAAGAUCCAGACUUUCGUUGGGGGAAAUCAUGUAAAUAGUUAGUGAUUGUACUGGAUGAAUGGCUUGUACUACAAUUAAGCACAGUUCGGAACAUUUAGUGUGCACCGGCACGUUCUACACGGACCAACUAAUGCGUAAUGCAGUGCACUUUAAAAAUCCCACUCCCACCCCAGCGUUUACAUUACUGCUCUGUGUAGACCAGCCCUAAAACUGCACUUGGUUGCAUGUGCCAACCCUACCUGUCGGCUCACAGUGCUUGAUUCAGCAAUGUGUACUAAUGUGCAAGUGGAAAUGUUAAGCACGCAUGCAGUCCCAUUGGUUUCAAUACGACUACCCGGGUACUUAAAGUUAGACGUGUGCUAAAUACCUUGUGAAACGGGGGCUGCCACCCAGUUUCCUAAAGCAGCACUAUGUGCCAUCACAGUAAGUUCCUGCAAAAAUAUGGGAUAGUGAUUUUUUUAAAACUGAAUGCAAGCAAAAAGUCACUUUAAAUUGAAACACUAUGUUUGUGAUAUUUCAAAGAGAAAUAGCCCAUUGUCUUGUUGGGGGUUUUAUUUGGGGAGGAGGUUGGUAGUUUUGUUUUAAAUAGAUUUUUGUUGUUGUUGUUGUUGAA